GUCUUCAAGGCCAAAGCUCUGGACCAGGUACGGAACCCACCUGCAUCGCUGCCCAAAGAGGCGUGGGCCAUGGUUGGAGGCUACGAUGCUGCCCAGCCUGCCUCAGAGCUCCUUCAGUACAUGAUGCGCGAUAUGCCGGAUGGCACGCGCCAGCCGAGCAUUAUCUACAACGGCUUCUUAGGGGACGACUACCAGCCGUUGCCGCUAGAUGAAGCCAGCUGCCGAUGGCUCCGGGCGGGAGGCGUUCGCUUCGUGGCCUCCGGACAUUUGCCGAACGGCGAUGCUCCGUUGGUGAUGCGCUAUGAGGAUGUCACCAUCGUCAGUGCUGACAUCUCCUACGCCGAAAGCGUCAGCUACGAGGACGCGGAAAGCGAUCGGCUUCCCUCCGGAGAAGCCGUCUGCGAGGUGCUUUUCUCUCCGACGAUGGAGCAGGAGAGCCGUGUCCAUGGCACUCUCCGAACUGGCCUCCGGCACUCUGCCAGACUCGGCGAUGCCGCGCUGGGAAAGGUAGCUGCUGGAAACUGGC
Molecule: messenger RNA, 526 nt
Organism: Symbiodinium sp. CCMP2592
Lineage: Eukaryota; Dinophyceae; Suessiales; Symbiodiniaceae
Source: the annotation of a GenBank genome assembly